Molecule: messenger RNA, 2599 nt
Organism: Gopherus evgoodei (Goodes thornscrub tortoise)
Lineage: Eukaryota; Metazoa; Chordata; Testudines; Testudinidae
Gene: GPBAR1
Product: G protein-coupled bile acid receptor 1
Exons: 2
Coding region: 737-1759 (340 amino acids)
Biological process (GO): G protein-coupled receptor signaling pathway
Cellular component (GO): membrane
Molecular function (GO): G protein-coupled bile acid receptor activity
Source: RefSeq, a predicted model, not a curated record
GCCUCAGGACCGAUCCUUGGGGCACUCCAUUUGAUACCGGCUGCCAACUAGACAUGGAGCUGUUGAUCGCUACCUGCUGAGCCCGAUGAUCUCGCCAGCUUUCUGUCCACCUUAUAGUCCAGCGGGAUGCCCUCCUGGCUGGUCUCAUCUGUUAAGACACCAGACUCCCCAAGGAAGGAGAGUCCUGGGGAAAGCCAGAGCUCAGCAGAGGACUUCGCAGUGCUUCCCUGCGUGUGCAUUUAUGAGUGGACUCGCCCCACCUCUUUCUCCCAGGCCUGUUGCCAGCGAUUUGGGGGGGUGGAGGGGCUGCUCAGCCUGGGAGAAGAUGAACCAGCCCAGCUAAAGAUGGGGAAAACCCAUUGGUUCCCCUGGCCCUUCCCCAGUAGGGGAGUGGCUGAAGACCGUCUGUUCCCAUCACACCCCAGUGCCUUCUCUGCACUCGUGCUGUGGCCAGCCGGGCUGCCCUUUCCCCAGAGCCAGGGCUGCAGGACAGAAAGGGCACAACCUGCCGAAUGCCAAAGGAGGUGAUUCAAGGGGCAGAGGAGCAGUUACUCCCCUCACGAGUCCGGGAUCCGAUCGUCAGUCUGCAGAGAGCGCUGCCGUGUCAGGAGGCUUCGGCCUUUCAUGGGGGAGAGCGGAGGAUGAGCCCAGUGCCCCCGUCUGCAGCGUCGCCCGGCUGUUGUCACGCGGUGCAGGCUGACCCCGUUCCAACCUGCCGCCGGCACUGAGAGGAAGGAUGAACGUCUCUGGGGACGCAGGGGGCUCCUCGAGGCUCCUCAUCUUCUGGCUCUCGGGCCCACUCUCUGUUUUCAUCAUCCUGGCCAACCUCUUCAUCAUCCUCGGGAUCCUCUGGAGCCGCAAGCUGCCCGGGGCCGCCAGCUCUUUCUUUCUCAGCCUGCUGUUUGCUGAUCUCCUGGCCGGGGUGGCCCUGCCCUUCAUCCCCUGGAUGCAGUUUGAGAAUAGUCGGGGCUACCACAGCUGUUUCUUCACCCACGUGGCCCCCAACUACUUCUUCCUCGCCUUCCUGGCCAACUUGCUGGCGGUGCACUACGAGAAGUACCUGUGCAUCAGCUACCCUCUGCACUACCGCCGCUUCUGGGUGCACCGCUGGGUGCCCCUCUGCCUGCUGCUGACCUGGACGCUGCCUUUGCUCUUUGCCUGCCUGCCGGUGCUGGGGUGGAACCAGUGGGGACCCAGCUCCAACUGCUCCUACAAACAGAUCUUCCCCACUGCCUACCUCUACCUGGAGAUCUACGGCUUCCUCAUCCCCUCCAUCCUGGCCAUGGCCUUCAUGUCCACCCAGGUGCUGCGGGUGGCCAGGCGCCAGCUGCAGGAGAUCAAGAAGGUGCUGCGCUCCGUGCACCAAGGCCAGGGCCCCUCGGAGCUGGAGCAGCAGCUGGAGCUGAGGCAUGCCAAGUGCAUCGCCAGCCUCUCCCUGAUCUUCCUGGCAUGCUGGGUGCCCUACGUGGCUGGCCUGCAUGUCUCGGUGCUGGCCAUCCAGAACCACAACUCCAUCGACAGCUACACUGUCCUCAUCCUCACCUGCGUGGGCAGCGGCAGCGCCGCCGUGGUGCCCAUCAUCCUGGGGCUCAGCAACCGCCAGUACACCCAGUUCUGGAGGGACGUGGCGGCCAAGGUCUGCGCUGGCUGCAGGGUGCGGUGCUGCGAGCGAGGGGAGGCCAGACGCCACCAGGGUGGGACGUCACAGGGCAGGGCCCCUUGUCCUCAGGCAGAAGGUGUGGCUCCAGCUCCCAGCUGAUGCCCUUGCCCCUGCAACGGAGACACCAAACCUGCAACCAUGGCCUCUUGCCACAAGACAAGGCUGGGAUUUGCAGCAGCUGAGGGAUCAACAUGAACUUUCCGGAGGGAUCCAGUGAUUUACUGGGCCGUUAUAUUUUAAUGACCGAGGCGGGGAGUAACCUCAUCCUCCCUCACCCAGACACGGCUGCUGGGCUGGUCACUGCUGGGUUCUGCACUUUGGUUGAUCUAAAGAACAAGUGUGGGUCAGAUGCUCUGGCCGAUCAGAUUUCAACACGUUCGUUUUUCAAAGCAGGACGUCGAUUCCAUGAAUGAUCUCGGCUUCUGAGUGGCCGAUUCCUCACUACACGAUCCACCCUCCUGCAGCCUGAUUGGCUGGGGUGGCUUCCAUCCCACGACGAUGCUCAUCAAUUCUAUUUGUCCCCCGAGGGUAAGACCUAAGUUUCUGGGCUGGUGUGGGACCUUAUCCUGCCAGGGUGUAGAGGGUGCCCUGACCUCUCAGGGUCGGGGCCGCCUGAAUUCUCAGAGCCUUUGUGGAGGUUUACCCCAUGGUGAAUGUGUGUUGUCGCUGCACCCCGUGAGUGCAGACUACAGGGCAAGGUCUGAGUCCCUCUAUUCUUGCUGGGAGUUCCUGGCGCCCCAGUACCCUCCCUGAUGCAGCUUUAAGAGACUCCCUGCCCCCAAAUGCAAUCAGACUUAGAUGAUAGCACCCCCUAAACAGUGGGGUUACUGCUGCUUGGGUCCCAAAUCAGACUAGGGCCCGGCACCCCCGUGGGCAGGGCCGGUGCUUCCAUUUAGGCAACCUAGGCGGUCACCUAGGGCACCAGGAUUUGGGAGGGGG